AAAACUAUUUUGUAAGGGAAAAGUUUCCAUCAAAACAUGAAAAAAUGUUUAUCUACAUCAUUUUGGCCAUUUUGUGUUGGCUAAUCCUAAGUAUUUUGUUGCCUAUUGUUAAUAAAUUGAUUAAGACAAUCGCUGUGUUCCUUUUUCGGAAACCUACUGCAAAACUAGGCGUUGUUUGCCACAAUGUGCGGCUUUGGCUAUUUCCUCGACCCCAUCCUAACUAUCAGCCACCCUGGCUAUUUAGGGGAUAAUUUCGAUAUUGACUGGAUGCCAAAGCAAGCGCCAGCCAUUGGGAUCGACCUGGGGACGACCUACUCGUGUGUGGGGGUGUUCCAACACGGCAAGGUGGAGAUCAUCGCCAACGACCAGGGCAACAGGACCACGCCCAGCUACGUGGCCUUCACCGACACGGAGCGUCUGGUGGGGGACGCCGCCAAGAACCAGGUGGCCAUGAACCCCACCAACACCAUCUACGACGCCAAACGUCUCAUCGGCCGCAAGUUCAAGGAUAAAACGGUGCAGGGUGACAUGAAACUUUGGCCUUUCAAGGUCGUGGAGUCUGAAGGUCGGCCGAAGAUUGAAGCGGAAUACAAAGGUGAGAGGAAGCUCUUCGCUCCGGAGGAGAUCAGCUCGAUGGUGCUGACCAAGAUGAGGGAGACGGCCGAGGCGUUCCUGGGGCAGCGAGUGUCGGAUGCCGUCAUCACGGUGCCGGCCUAUUUCAACGACUCACAGAGGCAGGCGACCAAGGACGCUGGCGCCAUUGCCGGUCUGAACGUGCUGAGGAUCAUCAACGAACCAACCGCCGCAGCGCUGGCGUAUGGGCUCGACAAGGGCAUGAAAGGAGAGAGAAAUGUCUUAAUCUUCGACCUGGGUGGCGGCACUUUUGAUGUCAGCAUUUUAACCAUCGACGAGGGCUCGUUGUUUGAGGUGAAAGCGACAUCUGGCGACACCCACCUGGGAGGGGAGGACUUUGACAGCCGUCUGGUCAGCCAUUUUGUGCAGGAGUUUAAGAGGAAGCACAACAAGGACAUGAGCGGCAGCGCCAGAGCUAUCCGCCGUCUGCGGACAUCCUGCGAGCGCGCCAAAAGAACUCUGUCCAGCAGCACUGAAGCCUCCAUCGAAGUCGAUUCUCUCUUUGAAGGAAUCGACUUCUACACAAAAAUAUCGCGAGCCAGAUUCGAAGAGCUGUGUAUCGAUCUAUUCCGAUCAACGAUCCAGCCGGUGGAGACGGCCCUAAAAGACGCCAAGCUGGACAAAAGCAAGAUCCACGAGGUGGUGCUGGUGGGAGGCUCCACCAGGAUCCCCAAGGUGCAGAAACUUCUCUCGGAUUUCUUCAACGACAAGGAGCUCAACAAGUCCAUCAACCCGGACGAGGCCGUGGCCUACGGGGCGGCCGUGCAGGCUACAAUAAAAAAAGUUCAUGCACAUUAAUGACCAUCAAAUCUAGAAUGAGCACGUAGAAUAUUUGGCUCAACUUGAUUCAUCUACUG
Molecule: messenger RNA, 1490 nt
Organism: Physella acuta
Lineage: Eukaryota; Metazoa; Mollusca; Gastropoda; Physidae
Product: heat shock protein 70 B2-like
Molecular function (GO): ATP binding; ATP-dependent protein folding chaperone
Source: RefSeq, a predicted model, not a curated record